AUGUUUAGUCUCGAUUCUUUUUUUGCCAGGAUACGACAGUGGCACAACUCGAAGGAUAGCAUCGCGUUUUUGGGAUAUAGUGAGCUGGCGCUUUUUUUCCUUUCUUCUUCCAACCUCGCACCGCGUGCGUGGGUUACACAGCUUGACUGUUAUCAGGAUACCCAUAGAGGUCCUAAAAGAAGAAGUGAUCGUGUGGGAGAUCGGGUGGUCGGACUGCCGAUCUUUUCCCAUAUUCACCUCGCUGUGGUCGCGGCCUGUUGUCAGAAGGUGACCAUUCUCACCAACGAUGAACUGGUCUCGCUCGUGGUUUUCUCCCGAACCCCUUUCAUUGGAUCCAUCCUCCUCACCGAUUCCUGCGAGGAUGGGAAAUACGCCAGUGACGAGGAGAACGAUGGGAAAGGGGGCGGGCCCACGGAGGAGUGUUACCGAAGUGGGCUGACGGAGCCGAUGCGCAUCGCCAAGUGUCUGGACGACUUGCUACGCCGCGCGCACCGGGCGGACUGCGUGUGGCGAGGCCGACGUCCGUUACAAAUGCUCUUCGGUACGGAUCCGUCUUUACGAUUGUCGGAGUCGACGGUCGUGCGGGCGCGCUGUGCCGCGGUGAAGGUGCGUCUCGUUGUGCCCUCAGGGAAGGCCGAAGGGGCGUCGUCGGGGGGUUCGAAGCCCAGGUUGAGGUUUCUUUUACCCCGCGCGACCCCACCAGGCCGGUUGGGCCGGGAGGCCCAGGAUAGCGUGCGGCGCCUCGUAUCCCCGUCACCCCCACCCCUGUCGUACGUCGGCUCCAACACCAAUGAGCGCAUUCUGAAUCUUUUUUUUCCCUCCCGCCCGAGCAAGGGCGGGAAACGGGACCGGGAGGAAGGGGGGAGAGGUCCCACCGCGGCGGCGGAUUCGCCGCUCAGCGAGUCGGGCUUCCAAGAGUUAAGUGCGAACCGUCUGCGGGGUGUGUGUUUGCUGCUCCACCUCCAUGGAUACAUUUUGGAGGGGCAGGGCGAGAUGUCUGCACCCCUGCCCUCAAUUGUUGGGCGCGACACGGUGGAGGCCUUGGAGGGGUUCCUCGCCGCCACAGAUUGGGAUGGCACGGAGCAGGAGCUCGGAGGUACCUCAAAUGAGGAUGCCACAGAAAAGGAUCAAAUGAACGGUGAAAAGGAGUCUACUGAGCAACUCCAUACCUUGCUGGGGGGCUGGCAUUUUCGCUGUAGUUUCUGUGCUGGGAAGCCGCCUGUCAGGAUUGACAGGAUCACUCUUCCUGAGCCGGAAGAUUCUGUGCAGACUCCAUCAAAGACGGUUCAAGAGUGCACAUCUGAGCCCAUUCAGCCGGAUGAGUCUCCUGCGCAGCCUGCUGGUGAGGAUGAGACGAAACGCGAUCGUGAAAAUGGAUGCGCCGGAGAGGUGCAGGAUACACAUUCGCAUGAUAGUGAGGAUGCUAACAGCGCAUCUAAUGAAGACCAUCAAGACCCUAGUGGUGACGAGAGUAAGGGGGAGAAUCCUGCUGAAGUCGAUGUGGUUGAUCCAGCACAUGAAUGUUCGAUUCAAACUGAGCAAGACUGUAAUGGACACUCUCCAACCCCUGAGGCGAUAGAGAACGUAUCCUAUCGACCACCUUUCACCCCUAAGCAGCGCCACCCAUCCAUUAUCACGGUAUCACUCAGCGCGCGUGAGCCUCUAAACGGUCACCGCGACUGGUGCCCAUGGAAAAAUUUGUUCUUGGAUGUCGUUCUCAAGGGGCAAAGCGGGGGUGGUGAAGGAGAUGACGCACAGGUGAUUCCUCCACGUUUGGUCUACAUGGAUUUUAGUGUAAGCAACUCGAGUGAAGGUGGGAAGGGGAGUUUCGUUAGCGAAGAGCAUUCGGCUAAAUUAUCGCUACCAUCGUCAGGAGAAGCCUCUGAGUGCUCUCGGGAUCACGAUGCAGGUGAACCAGAACCACCCAAAAAGAUCGAUGAUGGAGCGAAAAAGGAGCAUGUGAAAGAUACGCUACGCUUCCAACUUACUUUCACUGAGAUAGAGCGGCUUAUUACCGUCUGGCGAACUAGUGAAGACAUUGAAAGACGUUUUCGGUACUCAUACCUGGUGAAUCCUUUCCCGGAGAAAGUAUGGCGACUUAGCCGGCGCCAGUUCUUGCCAUCCGCGGAGGCAGGAGAUGCCGUCUCCUCUGUCGUGGAGGGAUCCUCUUCCCCGGUUGCCAUGGAGGCGUUCCUCGCCAAUUUGCAAAAGCGCUUGGACACCGUAGGGAAUGGCGCCGGGGCAGGCCUGGAGGGGUCGUAUCGAGCGGCAAGUGUCGUUUACUGGCCAACUAUGAUGACGGAGACGGCAUCCAGUGGCGGUGGUAUCGGCGAGAAAACCUUGACGUUGGUGGCAGAUACAAUUCAGACCCUCCUGGGGGCUGAGAACUCGACAAAGGGGCUGUCAUCUGUGGAUCUGGCUGAGGAUAGCGCCACGGAUUGUAAAAUCGGCACACGACCCACCACUUCCACGACACCACCCCUCGAUACCACCGGUUCGCAUUUCACCCCUCUCUUGGCGGAAGGCCUUAUGCUGCUGAAAAAGAUGUCGGCCUCAGCCAUCCCCCCCUCUCACACGGGCAGCGCCGCCGAUGCCUCAUCGAAGCGGCAGGAUUUGGCAAAACAGUGUGCGGAUUUCAUAGAACGUAUGGACCGCAAGUGCCUCCCAAAAAUCUGCCCCAUCAUGGAUACCAAGGACGGCGUAGCGGGCAGGGAUCGGAUUGUCUUCGAUGUGUUACAGAAACUUGUGAAACCCACAAUCGCACUGCUUUAUCACGACCACCUUUUUCCUGUUGAGACCAUCGAGGGGUUGUCUAAGCCGACAGCGCCAACCACGACCUCUUCUGUGGAAGCCGCAGAAGCUGGCGUUGGUGUGGGUGUUGGCAUCGACGACAGCGCAAAAGAACCGGAAGUUAAGCCUCAGACCAGUUUAUUGAGCAGUACCGGCGGUGGUGUAGCCUCUAGUGGCGGUAGCUCUUCACUCGGAUGGUUUUGGAGCUCAACAUCGCUGGCGGAUGCGAGGGGCAGUGUCGAAACCUUUUUGAAUGAGCUAAGACAGCGACAACACCCCCAAAAUGCAAAGGUUACCCACGAACCGCAGCAACCGUCGUCUAAAGUUUCAAGGCUCUCGCCCCAAAUUGCUUCUUCAGUUGGUCCAACCAUUCAACAACGUUCACUAAGCCCCUCAAAACCCCCGUCAUUUCAGGAUGCGACGAGGUUCUUGAAUGCACCGAACUCGUCGUCUACGUAUCAUUCGGAAUCUUUGGAGCCCCAUGAACAUCGCGGUGCGAGGCGCUCGGCAGCGUUAACCUCUCGAUCCCCAGCGUUGGAUCCGCCGGACGGUUUCUCCGCGUCUCCGAGCGUGUUCACGAACCCAGUAGCGAGCCCGGAUUGGAGGGGGUUCCCCAUGUUGCCAAAGGAGCCCUUGUUGCCUUCUACGUGGGAUCGUUCGACCGCCAUAUUGCCUAGUGGGGCCUCCCAUCCCACUCCUUCUUCUUCUACGGAUACGUCAGUUCUUGGAUCCGUACGAUUCCAGAAAAAACAGUCGAGGUGGGGACCUCAGGCCUCGCAUCACGAGUUGCCCUACCAGCCAUUCCGGCCACGACGACCGCUGUCGCCGUCGAAAGUGGUAUUUUCAUCCCCUCCCAUGCCCCAGGAGUCGUUUGCAUUUGCACAUCCUUCCAAUGUGAAUGAAUUUCAGCCUCCUUUCACCAGGGUAACUGAAGGGAGGUACCCAACCAACAGCGGCGGUGUUGGCAUGGGAACGCAUAAAUCAGAUAGUGGAAUUUUUCCAACCUCUGAUAACGACCCCAACACAGCGCCGCCAUCAAUGCAGGAUCCUUUUUCAUCAUCACACCUUUCCUCUGGCCCUCAUGCGCAUAUGCUCAGUUUUGCGGACCCUGGUAAUGAACCCUACUACCAAUCUUCCGCCCGUUACCCACCUGGAUUAUACUCUCAGGGAAACCAAGGUAUUUUGGAUGGUGAUCCUAAUAUUGCUACUCUGCAGUCUGAGAAACAGCAGUCAUCUCAACCUCACCGGCCCCGCCGGGGUGGUGGGGUGGCAGGUGGACGCCGCAGAAGAGGGGGUGGUGGCGGUCGAGGUGGCCGUGUGCGUAGAGGAUCUUAG
This is a messenger RNA of Phytomonas sp. EM1, 4125 nucleotides long. NCBI's taxonomy places the organism in Eukaryota, Euglenozoa, Kinetoplastea, Trypanosomatida, Trypanosomatidae. The record is from the annotation of a GenBank genome assembly.